Molecule: messenger RNA, 2299 nt
Organism: Phlebotomus argentipes
Lineage: Eukaryota; Metazoa; Arthropoda; Insecta; Diptera; Psychodidae
Product: xaa-Pro aminopeptidase 1-like
Exons: 7
Coding region: 111-2063 (650 amino acids)
Molecular function (GO): metalloaminopeptidase activity
Source: RefSeq, a predicted model, not a curated record
GUAUAUCAGUCGAUAGCUCAAAAUCGAAGAGUUCGCACCUCAUUUCGCGACACGUGAACUCAUCAUUCUGUGACUUUGCAAAGGAUCGUCUUUGGAUAUCCAUUGUGACAAUGAGGAGUGUUUUCGCCUAUGGAAUUGGUGUCUUGAUUUUGGCUGUAGUUUUCAUUGGCGCAGGUUUUGUGGUGGCCAAAGUCAUCACGAUUGACAAUGUGCCAUCAGACGAGAAAGAAGUCUCGGACAUUCUCUCGGAGAUUCGCCAAGUGAUGAGAAGCUCUGAAUACAAUGUCAACGCCUAUUUGGUCACUGAAAGUGAUUCUUAUAUGGGAGGACGAUCGGGAAGAGUGGCUUAUGUGAGUGGCUUCACAGGUUCUAAUGGUUUCGCCAUCAUUGCUGACUCGAAGGCUGCAAUUUGGGUAGAUGGUCGAUACCAUUUGCAGGCCGACAAUCAGGUGGACACGGAAUAUUGGGAGAUAAUGAAGAUUGGAGUACCGGGAACGAAGAGCCACGAGGAGUGGCUGCGGGACAAUCUGCCCAGCAAUGCUCGAGUGGGAUUGGAUCCAAAUAUCUUCACGCCGAGUGAAUUUAAUCGCUACUCGAGCUACUUGAAGACAUUUGGUCACGAUGUGGUCUCCAUUUCGGACAAUCUCGUGGAUUUGGUGUGGUCAGAUCGUCCCGAAAUCACCCUGUCUGAGCUUGAAGUGCAGCCAUUGAGAUUCAGCGGUCAGGAGAUUGCUGACAAGCUUUCGGUCAUUCGUGGUGAUAUUGAAAGUUCCAAUGGCGAAGCUCUCGUCGUGUCGGCGCUGGAUGAGAUUGCAUGGUUGCUCAAUCUGCGAGGCAAAGAUUUUGCCAGAACACCCACAUUCUACGCACACGUUAUCAUUACGAUGAACGAUUUGUACGUCUUCUUCCACGAGAAUCGCAAUGUUCCUGACAACAUUAAGAAUCACAUUAGAGAUGAGUCGAAGACAAACUGUGUCUUUGAUUACACGUACGAGAACUUCAUCGCUGGACUGCAGAAAGUGGUGAGUGAAACCACCAAGUACAUAUUAAUUCCAUCUGGGGGCAACCAAGCGACAUUCGAGCAAAUUCCCGCCGAGAGACGAUCCGUCGUGAGCGGCUACAGUCCCAUUGCGCGGCGCAAGGCGGUGAAGAACGCCGUGGAGGCUCAAGGGCUGAGAGAUUGCCACGUGAGAGACAGUGUCGCCGUCAUUCGCUACCUGCACUGGCUCAACGUGACCAUUGGCACGGAGACAAUCACUGAAAUCAGUGGAGCGACGGUGCUUGAAGACUUCCGCAGCCGGCAGGACUACUUCAAAGGACUCAGUUUCGGAUCCAUCAGCGGAUUCGGGCCCAACGGCGCCAUUGUGCACUAUUCGCCCACCGAGGAGACCGAUCUCGAGAUCACCACCGAGGGUGUUUAUCUCAUUGACUCAGGCGGCCAAUAUUCUGAUGGCACAACAGAUGUCACAAGGACCAUCCACCUGGGACAGCCCACGGAAGAGGAGAAGCUGGCGUACACGCUCGUCCUGAAGGGACACUUGGCCAUCGAUCGCGCCAUCUUCCCGCCUUCCACGCCAGGAUCGCACUUUGACGGUCUCGCGCGACAGUUCCUGUUCCAGGAAGGCAUGGACUAUGCCCACGGCACAGGUCACGGCAUUGGGGCCUUCAUUGCUGUCCACGAGUACCCGCCGUCCAUCAGCAGUGCCGCCGGCUCUCCGGGCUUCGUGGAGAAUAUGUUCGUGUCUAAUGAGCCGGGCUAUUAUGAGGCAAACUCUUUUGGAAUUCGCAUCGAAAGUAUCGUUCAGGUGGUGAAAUUCGAAGGGAAACCCGGAAUGAGGGAUUUCAACGGCCGUGGCGCUUAUACAUUCCAAGUGGCCACAAUGGUGCCUUUCCAGCUCAGGAUGAUCAACACAGACUUGAUCACAAAGGAGGAGGCUGAACAAAUUAAUGCAUAUCAUCGAGAAGUUGUGGAGACUGUUGGAGACUUGCUCAGGACUCAAGAUCAAGAGGCUUACAAUUGGCUCUUGCUUGAGACCGAAGCCAUUGAAUCGACAAUGCUGUGAAGGAAGACAAUCGAGACUCAGUCUGACGAAAUGCAUUGGAUUUAAGCCAGUCUUUCUGUACAUGUAAUGUGAAUAAAUUACGUCAGAUUAUCCAGAAUAAAUAAGGAAUUCCGCGAAGCGAUUGUCAUGACGUUAGCAGAAGAUACAACAUUGGUUAUUGUUUAUCGAAAAUGAGACUGCGUAUGGGAUUAUUGACUAAUCAUCACUUUGCCGCAUUCAUUGUAAUCUCAUGAAUA